This is a messenger RNA of Capsella rubella, 1255 nucleotides long. RefSeq names its product delta-9 acyl-lipid desaturase 2. Bases 67 to 987 code for a protein of 306 amino acids. Gene Ontology annotation, biological process: lipid metabolic process. Lineage: Eukaryota; Viridiplantae; Streptophyta; Magnoliopsida; Brassicales; Brassicaceae. Gene Ontology annotation, cellular component: endoplasmic reticulum membrane. Gene Ontology annotation, molecular function: oxidoreductase activity, acting on paired donors, with oxidation of a pair of donors resulting in the reduction of molecular oxygen to two molecules of water. The transcript is spliced from 5 exons. The record is from RefSeq and is a predicted model, not a curated record.
GUCCUCUCCUCCUCCAUUAUAACUUUUUUCAGAGAACCUAGAAAAGAAGAGAAGAAGAGAUCCGAGAUGUCGGUAACGUCGACGGUGGAGGAGAACCACCGGAAGAAUCCAUCUUCUUCGCCGGUGGAGGAGAAGAAGAAGAGGAGAUGGGUGUUUUGGGAUAGAAGGUGGAGGAGAUUGGACUAUGUGAAAUUCUCAGCAUCUUUCAUUGUCCAUUCUCUAGCUCUCUUGGCUCCCUUUUAUUUCACAUGGUCGGCUCUUUGGGUUACGUUCUUGUUUUACACCAUCGGUGGUCUUGGUAUCACCGUCUCCUAUCACCGGAACUUGGCUCACCGGAGUUUCAAAGUCCCUAAAUGGCUCGAGUAUCUCUUAGCCUAUUGUGCCCUUCUCGCUAUUCAGGGAGAUCCGAUAGAUUGGGUGAGUACUCAUCGGUACCAUCACCAGUUUACGGAUUCAGAACGUGAUCCUCAUAGUCCCAAGGAAGGUUUUUGGUUUAGUCAUCUUCUAUGGAUCUAUGACUCUGCCUACCUUGUUUCUAAGUGUGGAAAAAGAGCGAAUGUGGAGGAUUUGAAGAGGCAGUGGUUUUAUAGGUUUCUUCAGAAGACAGUGAUGUUUCACAUAUUAGGAUUGGGUCUGAUUCUCUUCUAUCUCGGUGGCAUGUCCUUCGUCACUUGGGGAAUGGGUGUUGGAGCAGCAUUGGAAGUGCACGUGACUUGCCUCAUUAAUUCACUCUGCCAUAUUUGGGGCAGUCGAACUUGGAAGACCAAUGACACUUCUCGCAAUGUUUGGUGGCUAUCGGUGUUUUCAUUUGGAGAGAGCUGGCAUAACAACCAUCAUGCAUUCGAGUCGUCGGCUAGACAAGGACUUGAGUGGUGGCAGAUAGACAUUUCUUGGUACAUUGUUCGGUUUCUUGAGAUUAUCGGUUUAGCCACCGAUGUGAAAGUGCCAACUGAGGCUCAACGUCGUCGUAUGGCUAUUGUUCGUUGAUGAUGACCACCAUUGCGGGAGCACAAAAACAAAAACAAAACAAAGAAAAAAAGAAAGAGAGAUCUAUUUCUAUGUAACUAGAAUCAUUUCUAAUCCUAAAAAAAGAGUUAUUGUUUUUUUUUUUUUAAUUAUAAAAGUUUUGGGUUAAAGCAAAGGACGUUUCCGAUGUGUUUGUUGGAACAAGUUGAUUAAGAUAUAUUUUGUCGUAAUUGGUGGGUAUUUAUAUAAAAUCUUUAGUGAUGGUUUUGAAGGGAGAUUAAUACGUUAA